Hippopotamus amphibius kiboko is the source of this 393-nucleotide messenger RNA. RefSeq names its product ninjurin 2 (gene NINJ2). NCBI's taxonomy places the organism in Eukaryota, Metazoa, Chordata, Mammalia, Artiodactyla, Hippopotamidae. Gene Ontology annotation, cellular component: membrane. Gene Ontology annotation, biological process: tissue regeneration; cell adhesion. The record is from RefSeq and is a predicted model, not a curated record.
CCUGGGAACCCCAGCCCCAGGAGAAGCCCGCUCAUCGACCUGAACCACUAUGCCACCAAGAAGAGCGUGGCAGAGAGCAUGCUGGACGUGGCCCUCCUCGUGUCCAACGCCACGCAGCUGAAAGUGGUGCUGGAGCAGGGGCCGUCCUCUCAUCACUACACCACCCUCGUCACCCUCAGCGUCUCUCUGCUCCUGCAGGUGGUCAUCGGCAUCCUCCUCAUGGUCAUUGCUCGACUGAUCAACGAGGUAGAAAAGCAGUGGCGACUAAACCAGCUCAACAACGCGGCCACCGCCUUGGUCUCCAUCAUUGUUGUCAUCAACAUCUUCAUCACGGCCUUUGGGGCACAUAAGCCUGGGUUCCUGGCUGCCAGGACCUCGAGGAGCCCUCUCUGA